AUGGGCCUCGACAUUUCCAAGACGCUCACCCCCAGCAGAGCUCAUUUCUACGGCAUCGUCCUGGGUAACGUGGCUACACCACUCGCGUCAGUGGUCCUGCCAGUCACCUUUGGGACAAAAGAUAACUACCACACCGAGUACAUCAAGUUUGAGGUGGCGGACUUCGACUUGUCAUAUCACGCCAUCCUCGGCAAACCGCACUGGCCAAGCAAGAUAGGCGUACUCACAUUCCACGGCGACCUGAAGAAGUCGUACGACUGCGACCAGGAAGCGAUCGAGUACAUUACGACAUCAUGCAUGCUAGAGCCAUCUGCAGAAGUACUCAUGGCCGCGCAGAAGCUGACCGACUCAGAAAUGGAGAUCUCCAACUAG
Molecule: messenger RNA, 372 nt
Organism: Panicum hallii
Lineage: Eukaryota; Viridiplantae; Streptophyta; Magnoliopsida; Poales; Poaceae
Exons: 2
Coding region: 1-372 (123 amino acids)
Source: RefSeq, a predicted model, not a curated record